AAGACAUCUGAUCGAAUUUUGUUGCCCCUUUCAUUUGCCAAGUCGAUGAUCGUGAAUCUCUAGCAAGGAUUCGUGUCCGUGUCCUGGUGAGAUCGAACUUUCUCUAGUUUCGUGCAGAAGAUUACUUCUUUAAGUAUCGGGUUAAAGCGAAGAAGAAAGACUAAACUUUGAUAUUUGGAGUUCCAUCAAUGGCUUCGCUUCUGGCUCGCAGGUCGUUUAAUGCUCUCCGUGCCAGACAUCUCGUUUUUUCAGGGCAAGCUUUACAGGAAUCUCAUCUUUGUGGCCUACAGUCUCGUGCUAUAUCCUAUGGAUCCAAAAAAGAUGAUGAAGAAGCUGAGCAACUAGCUAAGGAGAUCUCCAAGGACUGGAGUACUGUCUUUGAACGGAGCAUCAACACCCUAUUUCUCACUGAAAUGGUCCGCGGUUUGUCGCUGACCCUCAAGUACUUCUUUGAUCCAAAAGUUACAAUCAAUUAUCCUUUUGAGAAGGGUCCUUUGAGCCCUCGCUUUCGUGGUGAACACGCUCUUCGAAGGUAUCCAACUGGGGAAGAACGCUGCAUUGCCUGCAAACUCUGUGAAGCUGUAUGUCCAGCUCAAGCAAUCACAAUAGAAGCAGAAGAGCGGGAAGAUGGAAGCCGCAGAACCACUAGGUAUGAUAUCGACAUGACAAAGUGCAUCUACUGUGGUUUCUGCCAAGAAGCUUGCCCUGUUGAUGCAAUCGUCGAAGGACCCAACUUUGAGUUUGCAACCGAAACUCAUGAGGAACUUCUGUAUGACAAAGAGAAGCUUCUUGAGAAUGGAGAUCGGUGGGAGACAGAGAUUGCAGAGAAUCUGAGGUCGGAGAGCCUCUAUCGCUGAGUAUUUUAUAUCGGGAAGGUCUGUUGCCUAAUAAUUUAUUCAAAUGUUUUCGUUUGAGUAAAGAUGCUUCAGCUUUUACACCAUUACUGUAUUGCUUGUAAGUUCAUAUUGAUGGUAAAACCGGUUUUGGUUUUGUU
Eutrema salsugineum is the source of this 994-nucleotide messenger RNA. Its product is annotated as NADH dehydrogenase [ubiquinone] iron-sulfur protein 8-B, mitochondrial. Gene Ontology annotation, biological process: mitochondrial respiratory chain complex I assembly; mitochondrial electron transport, NADH to ubiquinone. The coding region runs from base 189 to 857 and encodes 222 amino acids. The record is from RefSeq and is a predicted model, not a curated record. Gene Ontology annotation, cellular component: membrane. NCBI's taxonomy places the organism in Eukaryota, Viridiplantae, Streptophyta, Magnoliopsida, Brassicales, Brassicaceae. The transcript is spliced from 9 exons. Gene Ontology annotation, molecular function: NADH dehydrogenase activity; 4 iron, 4 sulfur cluster binding.